Messenger RNA from Sphenostylis stenocarpa, 2130 nucleotides. The record is from the annotation of a GenBank genome assembly. Lineage: Eukaryota; Viridiplantae; Streptophyta; Magnoliopsida; Fabales; Fabaceae.
AUGCGUCGCCGCCUCCACCUCUUCUCCCACCGCCAUCUCCUCCUACCCAAACCCACCAAUCCAUUGCGCGCAAUUCCAUGCUUCCCUAUCCUGCACCCUCCUCAGUCCUCCCCUCGCCGCUUUUCCUCCUCCACCCUCUCCAGAGACGACGGCGUCUCCCUCUGCUGCCAGAUGUGGAUCGACAACUUCCGCCACCCCGACCGCGCCGUCACCUCACUCUGCCCCCUCCUCCGCCGCUUCGACCUCUGGCUCCUCGCCUACCAGAAAGUCGCCACCGACGACACCGGCUCCUACACCCCCCGCUCCUCCCUCUCCACCUCCACCCUCCAGGAUCUCCUCGCCCUUCGCAACGCCGUCCUUGACGGAAAAUUCAAGUGGGGCGCUAGACUAAAGUUCUUCAUUAAAUCCCCCCGAGACAAAACCGACUACGAUUCCCUCUCCAAGCGCAAAAUCAAAACCAUCCUCACCACCACGCAGCCCUCACCCUUCCAGGACAAGAUCGUUCAGGAGAUUCUCUUGAUGAUACUCGAACCAAUCUACGAGCCUCGCUUUUCCCCCAAGUCCUACGCUUUCAGACCAGGUAGAACACCCCACACUGUUUUAAGGGUCAUCAGAAGGAGCUUUGCUGGCUAUUUGUGGUAUAUAAAGGGUGAUUUUAGUGUUUUGUUGGAUGGGAUGAAAGUGGGGUUGGUGAUCAAUGCUGUCAUGAGGGAUAUUAGGGAUAAGUUGGUCGUUGAUUUGAUAAAAGACGCGCUGGUUACGCCGGUGAUUGUUACUACCGUGGAGAAAAAAGAAAAGAAGAAGAAGAGGAAGUAUCAAAAGAAGAGGGUGUUGGCCGAGGAUGAGCCUAAGCCUGAUCCUUAUUGGUUGGAUACCUUUUUUGGGUUUGCGCCGGAGGAGGCGGAGAGGGUUCCCAAUUGGGGGCAUUGUGGAGUGCUUAGUCCGCUACUGGCGAAUGUUUGUUUGGAUGAGUUUGAUAGGUGGAUGGAGGGGAAGAUUAAGGAGUUCUACGUUCCUUCCAAGAGUGAUGUUAUAUGGAAUAGUCCUGAAGAGGAGCAGGGGAACACAUCAUGGCCGGAGUUUGUGCCCACCAGUGGGCCGGAUAAGACUAGGAAGAUGGAUUUCGUUCGGUAUGGAGGGCACGUCUUGAUUGGUGUUAGAGGGCCUAGGGCGGAUGCGGCUGCAUUGAGGAAGCAGUUGAUUGAGUUUUGUGAUCAGAGAUUUAUGCUCAAGCUUGAUAAUGAGAGCCUCCCUAUAGAACAUAUAACAAAAGGGAUCAUGUUUUUGGACCAUGUGCUGUGUAGGAGGGUCGUGUAUCCAACUCUUAGGUACACUGCAACAGGUGGUAAGAUCAUAAGUGAGAAAGGUGUGGGGACACUGUUGUCGGUGACGGCCAGCUUGAAACAGUGUAUUAAGCAGUUUAGGAAGUUGAGUUUUCUCAAGGGGGAUAAAGAUCCAGAUCCCCAGCCUUGUUUUAGGAUGUUUCAUGCCACGCAGGCGCAUACGAAUGCUCAAAUGAACAAGUUUUUGUCAACCAUGGUUGAGUGGUACAGGUAUGCAGACAAUAGGAAGAAGAUUGUAAAUUUUUGCUCUUAUAUCAUAAGAGGCUCCCUUGCUAAGCUGUAUGCUGCAAAAUACAAGCUUCGUUCGCGUGCAAAAGUGUACAAGAUUGGUGCUCGUAACUUGAGUCGUCCUUUGAAGGAGAAAAAAGGGCAGUCUCCUGAGUACCAGAAUUUGUUGAGGAUGGGGCUUGCCGAAUCAAUCGAUGGGCUCCAAUAUACAAGGAUGUCUCUUGUGCCUGAGACAGAUUACUCCCCGUUCCCCAGUAACUGGAGGCCUGACCAUGAAAAGUUGUUGCUGGAAUACAUAAAACUUGAAGAUCCGAAGACUUUGGAGGAGCAACGGAGUUGCAUUAGUGAACAAGGUCUUGUUACACCUCAAGAUUAUAUUUCAAUGCUUGUCUGGAAUUACAAAAGGAAUUCUCUUGCUAUGGACCAACUCUCCUUAGUAAGGAGCAACGAAAGUGUUGUAGGAAAACAGCAUUUGCUAGUUGACUCAAACCAGCAUGACCAGGACCAAAUAAACAAAGAGGAAGAAAAUGAUGGAAGGAUGAAUGCAGCACAAAUGUAA